This is a messenger RNA of Schistosoma mattheei, 3771 nucleotides long. Lineage: Eukaryota; Metazoa; Platyhelminthes; Trematoda; Strigeidida; Schistosomatidae. The record is from the annotation of a GenBank genome assembly.
AUGUUCUUUAUUAUUAUACCUAGAAUGGAUUUAUACAACACGUCUAGGAAAACCAAGCACUUCAUUCUAACUGCAGCAUUUUUAUUGCUUUGUUUAUCACCACUUGGAUCCUGUUAUAAUGGUCUUAUUGUGAAUAACAAGGAAGUCCAAAUUCUUGUCGACGGCAUAGACAACUUUGUAUUCGGAUCCAGCUACAUCAGUGACGAUUAUUUGAUACCUCUUGUCAACCUCGAAUCUCUGGAUGAAGGAAAAAAGUCAUUCGAAUUAGAACUAGUCAACCCUUUAUCCUGUUCUGUAAAGGUUGACAAUCUGAGAGUAUUUCCUGGUGAACUUCUUACGGACUAUUGCAGCUAUUCCCAAGUCACAUCGAAUUCGACUAGCAUAAAUGAUCUAACUGAUAAUUAUGCAUUUGAACCCAUACUACUUCAUUCUUACGAGAAAAAAAGUUUAUUGAAAGCAACUAUUGAUGCGGAUGACGUAAAAUUGAUCCAAAUUUCAAGUUUACUUUGGGAGUUUGAUCAUCACCGCAAACCUGAUCAAAUAUUUUCUGGAGGUUCAACUAACGAUAUGGGUUUCUUGAGCCCAGCAAAUAAAUUUUCGAAGUUACCAGCUGCAUUGAUUUCAAUCAAUGAAUUUCCCAAUCAAGUUCUGUACUCACGUGUCAGCCUUCUGUAUCUUGGUGUUAUCAACAGUCCAUCUGAUUCCAUUUCUAAACCAAUAGAAGUUUUAUUUCUCGGUAAUCAGCUACUUGAAGUCACAAGUAUUGAAGCCAAUAUCUAUGAUGAAGCUUUAUCAAUUAAUAUUACAGAAAAAUUUAUUGCACCGCGUACUACGAUUCCAAAAACUAUUGCCAUUGUAACACUUUCAUCGGCACAUUUAUCUUACAGUUAUUAUUUAUCUGGUAUAAUUACUGUAUUCACCAAUGACAAAUCUAUUUAUUUACGUAUACCUUUCUUUGGUCGACUUGUUCAUGGUUCACUUACAUCAGGUGUUCAAAUAGUGCCGAAUUAUAUAAAUGAGAACAAUCAACAAGACCAACCUUUUUUAUUUCGUUUUAUGCUAACUAAUCAAUAUGAUUUUACCCUAUUCAUAUCGAAAAUUGAUUUUUUAACUCCGAGUCAUAAAUAUUUACUACAGAUUCAUCAUCGUGUAACUAAUACCGAAAUAAUACCGAAUCAAACGAAAUUGAUUAUGAGUAUAUCUAUUGUUGAUAAUAGAAUUACACGUUUGCAUGGUGUAUUUAUUGUGUAUUCGAGUAUAUCCGCUUUUCAUAUACCGUACGAUAUUUAUUCUGGUAAACUUCAUUUUUUCAUCGAUGGUGCACGACACUUACUAGAUGUUUAUUUAUUGGGUACAACAUUAAUUGGUCAGAUACGUAAUCAGUCUGUUACAAUUGUCAAUCAAAAUCCUGUGCCGAUUGAAUUAACGUCAGUUAAUAUAUAUACAGAGUCGGAUAAUAAUGCCAAGUGUGAGAUUAUGAAACCAAAACGUGAAGGUUGCCAACUUUCAGGCCCAUGUGAAAAAUGUACUUUUCAGUUUACUAAAAUCCAAUCAUUAUCAGAAAUAAAUAUCCCAUUUUCAUGGGGUAAUGAAAAUAUUGCUCAACAUAUUAAAGGAUUUAUACAAAUUAAAACAAGAUAUACAGUAAUAGAACAACAAUUUGAAUAUUUCGUAACACGUGGCCUUAUUAAUGUGAUACCCAAUCCACUGAUUGUAAAUAGUUUAUUUCCUGGAAAAAUUAUCAUGCAUAAUAUUAUUGUCCAGAAUGCGUAUCCUACAGAGAUCAAUAUUUCUGACAUAAAAUUACAUCGCGUUAUCACGUCUUCAGAUGAUUUUGACAAUCCGAUUUCAUUUAAUAUUAUCCGGUUUUAUAAAAUUAAACAAAACAAGACUAGCAAUGAUACAAAUUCACCUCAUUCAUUCCAACCAAUUCAAUUCACAGCAAAUCAAUCUAGAGUGAUUGGAGUCGUUUAUUUUGACCCAUCUGUGAGUUGCGUUGAUAGAUUUGAAGAUAUUGCUCAAUAUGAUACAAUGUCGGCAACAACAACAACAACUACUACUAAUACUACCAAUUCGACUUCAGUUUAUCCUGUCCCCGAUAUAAUUAAACCUGCCGGAGCUAAUAAACCAUUUUGUUAUUGUGGAUUUAAUUUAGAUACGUCCUUAGGAAUGUUAUGGUUGAAGGGUGUUAAAGGAAAUGUCAAUCAAUCUAUAGAUAAAAUCAUUCAUCAAUCACCUGUAAAUCGUCUAAUAAUUGAAGAAACAUUUAAACUAUACAAUGAAUUAUACAGUCAAUGGUUAAAGCAUUCAAUAAAUAAAGAUAUGACCUCUAAACGUACUUUUAUGGAAAAAAAUAUCUUAACAUCUAUAAGUUAUGAACUGCCUGAUGAAAAUAUAACAUUUUUUAGUGAUUUAUCUGUUCGAUACAUGUGGCCGCUUAUAACUAGUACUCGAAAGGUUCCUAUAAAUGUAUCAAAUAAACAUUUAACAUUUUGUACAAUCAAAAAUGUCCCCUCUUCAUUAUCAGUAUCUUCAGAAUCAGAGAAUCGAUCUUUACCCACUCAUCGUUUGCUGCAAAUACCAACAGUAUCAUCAUCAUUACCAUCGUCGUCAGAAGAAACAAAUUCAUUUGAAUGUAUUUUUCAAAUAACGAAUCCUCAAUCAACGAUAAAUCCGUUAUUUGUUCAACCGAUAUUAUGGAAUGAAAUAUAUAAAAAUUAUGCUACAAAUGAAUCGGAAUUAAAUCACUUAAAAGAGCUGAUUACAAAUAUUUCGGAGGAUUCAACAUCCAUCGAUUCAUUAUUCACAACACAGUAUGGAGAAUUUUCUAUUCAACCAUUUUUAUGUUCUGAUUGUCAGCUAAUCGAUCAUUCUAUCAAUUUGACAUAUCCUCCAAGUUAUAUUUUACCAUCAAAUGGCAGUGGACAAUAUUUUCGCUUAAUAUUUACACCAUAUCAAAAUAUAUUUGAAUUAUUAAAUCAGAAUAAGGUGAACAAUGAAAAUACUAUACAUAGUCUAUUAUUAAUACGAAAUAAUUUAACUUCAAUAGAACCUUUAUGGUUAGAACUUCAUUUUGGUAGGAUUGGUUUAACACUUGGCAAAUUGUCAACUACAAAAACAAUAUCCAAACUGACAAAAUCGAUUAGCGCUUUCGUUAGUAAAUUUGAAAAUGAUCACAGUAAUAGUAGACAUUCUAUUUUACCUAAUAUUGAUCUAUAUAUUCGUAAUGUACCACCUAGUAGUAGUAGCAGUAGUAGUGGUAGUAGUAGUAGUACCACUGAUGGAUUCACUCAAUUGAAGGAUAAUUUAAUUUCUUCAUUCAAAAUUGAUCAAACACUUUAUGAUAUUGACUUGGAUUUUACUAGUCUAUUCAAUAACAGAGCAAAGAAGAUUCACCAAGAUUUAUCAUUAACAUUCGAAUUCACUGAAAAAACUAUUGGAACAUUUUGUGAACUUCCUAAAGCAAAAUCGACAGAUAAGUUACCUUCUCCACUUCAAUCUAAGCAUCAGAAACAAUCAAGUGAUUCUAAUCAUUUUGCUGAUAUUGACAAUCAUCAAGGUUUAUUAACAACUCUUUCAUUACGACGACGAUUAGUACUACUUAAUGCUGGACAAGUUACGUUGAGUAUAUUUAUGCUAAGCCUUUUACCAUCAAUGAAUGUUAGACAGAAAUUCACUGAAAACUUUCCUCUAACUAAUAAUUCAUCAAUAUCUACAUCUUAUUCUUGGUUAUAUUCACAUGUAUCAUGUAAUUUAAAUGGUUUUAAUUAG